Exophiala xenobiotica is the source of this 1020-nucleotide messenger RNA. RefSeq lists its product as uncharacterized. The transcript has 2 exons. Gene Ontology annotation, molecular function: oxidoreductase activity, acting on single donors with incorporation of molecular oxygen; zinc ion binding. The record is from RefSeq and is a predicted model, not a curated record. The coding region runs from base 1 to 1020 and encodes 339 amino acids. Lineage: Eukaryota; Fungi; Ascomycota; Eurotiomycetes; Chaetothyriales; Herpotrichiellaceae.
AUGAACGCCAAUGUGACACCAGAACCCGUUGGACUGGUCAAAAAAUCUGAGUGGGCCCACUACAAGCCUAACCCGGACCUCAAGACAGGAGCUCGGUGCGUGCAGAUGCUCAAGGAGGCCGGGUUCGACGCGGUCGCCGACCCAGACUUCAACUGGUUCAUCGAUACCUUCCCCUUGCUGACACGUAUGUUUCCCGAUGGUUGCCCCCCGAUCACGAUCAUAUCUCAAAACGAGUACUUCGAGCCCUAUUUCCACGUGGAGAUAGGCCGGGUGCUGCGACCGCUCAGGAAGGAAGGAUACCUCAUCAUCGGGCCUGGCGGCGGCGUUCACAACCUCUACCGCGUGCACUGGAAAUACAAUUGGAAGUAUCGAGAUACCUUCGCGCAGGAGGUACCCCCUGACAGUGGGAAUAUGGAAUUCCGACAGGCACUGGAGGACGUGCUCUGCAAGAAUGGCGGUGGUCCCGAGUUGAAGAGCGCCGUGGUUCGCCUGAUGAAACAUCCUAAUUAUCGCGACGCCCACGGUACGGACGAGCACUACAUGCCGGCCUGCUUCAUUGCGGGUGUUGUUGGGGAGGAGGAAGAUCGCAAGGAUUCAGCGGUUCUUGGAGCUGAAAUUUGGGAGCUGCCCUUCUCUUUCAGCAAACCAGCGAUCAGCUUAGCUGUGAUUGAUGCCGCUGCAGACAGGAUCACAACGCCCGGCUGGUUGCUGGCUGGCUUUUGUCCUGUCAAGAUCGCACCGUUCGCGGAAAUCCGCAUGACCCCAGUUCGACGACCUGCCGCGUUUACCACUUCCCGCACGAUCAGCAGGGCAGCCAUUGGAUUGACAAACAAUUGCGAUGCCAGAUCGUCAUCGACGUCUCAGGCACCACGAAAACGGAGUCAGCCUGCAAGACCAGUUUCUCCUGCCAGGCCCCAACGACGAAAAAGGAGACACGGGCGCCAGGGACCAAGCCCCGAGUCGCACCAACUCCAGGACCCAAAGCUUCCACGAUACCGACCCCUUCUGCCCUUGGUGUGA